Molecule: messenger RNA, 1641 nt
Organism: Clonostachys rhizophaga
Lineage: Eukaryota; Fungi; Ascomycota; Sordariomycetes; Hypocreales; Bionectriaceae
Source: the annotation of a GenBank genome assembly
AUGGCACAAGGCGAUAUUGAGAGCCAUCUCGCAGGUGGAGAAGAGACUGCCGAUGCAGUCAGCACCGUCUUCACUCCCAUACGGCUGGAAAGAGAACGUACCGCGGCGGGACGAUCGAGAAUCACGACGACCGAAGCACUGGCUCAUUCUUGGUCCCAAAACGGAUACAGCUGCGAUCCUGUACUCAAUCCCGACGAGAGCUCCGAAGAUGACGGGCCAGAAAAGAAUGAUUUCGUGGUGGGCUGGGACCAGGGGAGUCGGGAUCCUCUAUGUCCGCGUAGAUUCAACACUAUGAGGAAAUGGAUUAUCGUCUCGAUUGUUUCCAUGGCCAGUCUUUGCGUCACGAGCGCGAGCUCUAUCUAUGGGUCGACGUAUACGCAAAUGGAAGCAGAGUUCGGCAACUCUCGAAUCGUCUCUACUCUUGGCCUGUCAAUGUUUGUGCUUGGAAUCAGCCUGGGCCCGAUGCUCUUGAGUCCCUUGAGCGAGUUUUACGGACGAAGGCCCAUAUAUCUCGUCUCCUGGACAAUGUACAUCAUCUGGCUUAUUCCGCAGGCCGUUGCUAAAAAUAUCCCUACCGUGAUUGUCGGCCGCUUUCUCGAUGGACUGUCGGGCAGCGCAUUCCUGGCAGUGUCAGCCGGUACGGUGGGCGAUUUGUUCAACCGAGACGGACUUCAGGGGCCGAUGCUCAUGUUUUCAUUGGCACCUUUCGUUGGGCCCGCGAUUGGUCCUGUCAUGGGAGGGUUUAUCAACUAUUUCACAGACUGGAGAUGGACCUAUUAUGUGUUGCUGAUCUGGGCUUUUGUUAUCUGGCUGUGUAUCAUCUUUCUCGUGCCAGAAACUCACCAUUCUCUUAUUCUCAAAAGCAAAGCCGUAAAGAAGCGGAAGGAAACAUCCGACGAUCGCUGGAAAGCACCCAUGGAGAUGUCCGACAAAUCCGUUGCCAGCGCUAUCGGCCACUCGCUUCUCCGCCCAUUCGAGCUCUUGAUAUUUGAGCCCAUGUGCCUGAACCUGUGCCUCUUCUCUGCUAUUCUGCUCGGCAUUCUCUACCUCUUCUUCGGUGCUUUCCCAUUGGUCUUCCGGGGCGUUUACGGGUUCAACCUCUGGCAGAGCGGCCUGACCUUUUUGGGCAUUCUAAUUGGCAUGCUCUUCGCAGCGGGUUUAGAUCCUAUUUUCCGACGUAUCCGCGUGAAUCUUGUCAAGAAUCUUAGCGCUGAGACUGGCGUCGAGGGUUCGAGCGAGCCCGAGUUUAGAUUACCCUCUGCGAUUGUGGGAUCUGUGCUAGUUCCCGCAGGUAUCUUCAUGUUCGGAUGGUCUUGCUUUCCUUGGGUACACUGGAUUGUCCCGGUGAUUGGAUCAGGGAUAUUUGGAGCCGGGGUUGUGCUCGUGUUCAAUGGCAUAUUUACGUUUCUGGUUGAUGCAUACCCUCAAUCUGCUGCAAGCGCACUCGCUGCAAACGCUUUCGUUCGCUGCGCAUUCGCAGCUGCGUUUCCCCUAUUUGGAGUUCAGAUGUACAACAAACUCAACUACCACUGGGCGUCAUCACUCCUCGCCUUUUUGACCGUUGCUAUGAUGCCAUUUCCGUAUCUGUUCUUCAAAUUCGGGAAGAGAAUCCGAGCUACAAGCAGAUUUGCAACAUCAUGA